CUGCUGUCACCCUGAGCAAAUCAGUCCCAUCUCUCAGUGGGAGGUAAAGCUGUGGGUGUGACUGCUGAAGACAACUCACGCAGAACUUGCAGCCGCAUCACGCCGAGCUUCCUUCCAGCGCCUGGGGUUUAAGACGAACUCGCAGAGGUUCAGUUUCACUUUGGAUGAGGACACGAAUCAAGAUGUACAGCUCCUGGGUCCUGGCACUCCUUCUUGGCCUCGGCGUUGCAGCUGGUCCUCUCGUCAGCCUCUCUACUGGCUGUAGAAACAAGAGCUUGAACUUGGAGCGGGUGAAGGCGGGCAGCAUUGUAUUGGUGCCCUGCAAUAACACGCAUGCCGACGAGGUGAGCUUCAAACUCUUCCACAACAAGGACAUCAUCAGCACUGGCAACGCGAGCGCAAGAGAGGGUGUGAAACUGGAACUGGACAAGCCCAACCAAAAAGCCUACUACCAGCUGUCGAAUGUGCAAGCCAACUGGACGGGCCUGUACAGGUGCGAGGCAGAGGUUCUGUACCCACCUCCCUACAAGAAGCUUCCGGAUGUCGAAACUGUUCUCGUUGUUGAAGAGGAGCAAUGUGUGACUCAGACAAGGAUACAGUGUCCACCUGUCAGCGACACCUUCCCCAUCUGGUGGGUCAUGGCCUGUGGGGUGCUGACUGUCUUCAGCCUGGUGAUGACCGGAAUUGCUGCAGUCCUCUGGCACAAACUUAAAAGCAAGCAGUGUUUUCAGAGCGACUACAUGAACAUGAAGCCUAGAGUGUUUAGGAAGCACCUGAGGGUCCAACACCCAGCCAGAAUGGACAGGUACUGAGAGCAUCCCGCCAGCUGUAAACCCACUUGGAAGCACCACAAGCGGACUCCCCAGUGGCACCUGUGGCCCCCCCCGGACUGAAGGAUAUGGAUUUUAAAGAACAGAGACUUGCAAAAACAACUGCUCAAAGGCUUUCGAACCAAAAACUUAAGUGUUUCACAACACAUGCAGUGAGAACACCGAUUUGUUUUCCUAUAACUGUCGGGUUUUCCCUUCAGCUCGUACUUUAGAGAAACAAAUGAUUCCUAACUCCGCCAAAGAAAACACAAAAAAAAACACGUAAAAGUUGCAAACAAACAAUUUUUGGCAGUUAGGUAUGUAGUUACUUUUGAGAAAAUAUGAGCGAGUUUUAAAAGACGCAUUUUUUUCUUACUCCUGCGAAGACCGUCUUUCAGGGAUAACUAAUGUUCCUGGGAUGUUUUCUUUGACAUGUGUCUCCGUAGGGUUGGAGAAAAUGUGUGCUAACACUUGUUACACAAAAAUGCAAACGGGAAAGCAUAAGCGUACACUAAGACACACGCAUCCGCAGCCCUCUUUGACGUUGACACAGAAAUGUACCCACGGAUGAAUACAGUUCUUUUUCACACACCCACACGCACAUCUGUCCUAAACUCUACACGAGCACAAAGGUGACCAAAAAGGCAGUGUGUAUUGCCUUGCUCUCUUCCACACACAGACACAAAAGCACACGCAUGCAGUCCUUGUACGGUAAGCAUUCCCAUAUUAUUUUAAUUAUGAGUACGGCGAGAACGUAAGAAUCUGCUCCCUGAGACCCUGGAUCGAGUCCCAUCAAUUAGCUUUCUACGAGGCGCACCACCUUACUGACCUAAAACGUUACGGGUGCGUAAAUAACUGUUCCAUAGUGCAUUAUUUUCAAAAGACCGGCAUUGGUCGUGUGUCUUUAUGUUUAUUGUCGGCUCAUUGUCGUGCCUGAAUGAGUGUGAGUGUUUCUGGAACAUUCAGAUGCUUAAUCAAAGUUUUUAAGUGUGAAAGAAAAUUGAUUAUUUAAAAAAAAAAAAAAAAAAAAAUACAGUGAUCAGCGUAUGAACCAGUGAAUGGUUAAUCAAUUGGUGAAUAAAUGUGAAUAAAUGAUGAAGAAAUGUGUUUGUGUGAAUUGCAAUUCGUCGCCCUGAACCUAGGAAACAGCU
Messenger RNA from Scleropages formosus (Asian bonytongue), 1960 nucleotides. RefSeq lists its product as uncharacterized. NCBI's taxonomy places the organism in Eukaryota, Metazoa, Chordata, Actinopteri, Osteoglossiformes, Osteoglossidae. The coding region runs from base 165 to 812 and encodes 215 amino acids. Gene Ontology annotation, cellular component: external side of plasma membrane. Gene Ontology annotation, biological process: T cell receptor signaling pathway; regulation of T cell proliferation. The transcript is spliced from 4 exons. The record is from RefSeq and is a predicted model, not a curated record.